Molecule: messenger RNA, 4766 nt
Organism: Osmia lignaria (orchard mason bee)
Lineage: Eukaryota; Metazoa; Arthropoda; Insecta; Hymenoptera; Megachilidae
Product: ATP-binding cassette subfamily G member 4
Biological process (GO): transmembrane transport
Cellular component (GO): plasma membrane
Molecular function (GO): ATP binding; ABC-type transporter activity; ATP hydrolysis activity
Source: RefSeq, a predicted model, not a curated record
UUAAUUUUCACUUUAUUUCUACAUAUCAACUAGACAAUUUAAUAACAAUACAAUUUCCUUUGAAAUUUUUACCUCGAAAAUGAGCUAGAAAAUAAUAAUUAAUAUUGCAAGAUGCAGUGCAAGUCGCGGUCUAGUUCACCGUGUCGGUGAUCGUGUUAACGGAUCAUCCAAGUUAUCAACUUCCUUGGAAAAAUAAUAAAAUGCUGAGAGGACGGUUCAUUCGUUACCUCGUAAAAUAGCUGUUCGCGUUCGUAUAGUAAUUCGUGUCUACUAUAUUAAAAACGAGAGUCGAAACGUCUGGUAUAUCUAUUAAAAGAUCUCGACAAUAUUUUUAUCGGAAUUUUUAUCAAGGCCUAAAAUAAUCAGUCAUCUGAUUUGCGUACCAAAUUAAUUCCUCCCAAAUUCGUGUGCUCGCGCAAAGAGAAAAAUCAAUAAUUAUUUCACAUUAAUCUCGCGUACGUUCCUGAUACAGAGAUCAGCAAGAAAUGACACGUAUUAACAAAAGAUAUUUUAUGUUUUGAAAUUAAUUUAUGUUUACCUAAAAGCGAUUGACAAAAAUAAAAACACGAUGACACAACACGGAAGAGAGCGUAUAUAUGUAUGUAUAUACGUUCAAUGUCUUUUAGCGGUGAAUGUAAAUGAAGCUUAAUAUAUGGUUUCGAAUAUUAAGGAGGCGGAGGAGGCAAAAGAAUUUUUCUUCAACAGGUAAAAGGAAAAUUAACGUCACUUCUCCUGAAAAAUGUAUAACUUAAUUAUAAUAAUUUAUUUAUAAACUAAAGGUUAACUCGAGGAAACUCAAAUGAUUGAUCUUAACCUUCAGGCGUGUUAAUUGCGAACGUGUAAACUGGAUUUAAUUCUUAAAGUCGAUCGCGAUCGAACUUCAAAUUUUCGUGUAAUUCUUUCAGGAAAUUAGAAAUAGCGCCAAUCGAAAAACGCUAUACGAAAUAUAAUAAUUACUCGAAUAAAAUUCACUGAGAUCAAUUUUUAACAAGAGAAGCGACACGUGACAUAAACGUGUUAUUGCAUUAAUUGAAUGAAAAACCGCAACUCUGUACAAAUUAUAAUAUUUACAAGCAUAACGUAGUCAUAACUCAGCUGUUUGUUGCAAAAGAGUUUACUGUAGAUUAACGAUAACAGCGAUAGCGAAGAAAAACGCAAUUAAGUGUUAAAUGCAUGAAACUAAUAACAGUAAUUGCAAUCUUGAUAUCAAUAGACGUGUUUUGUGCACACUAAGUAAACAACCAUCGUUGGCAUCGGCUUUAAUUUACAAAUAUCAAUUAGAGAAUGAAAAGAAAAAAAAAAGAUAUUCAACUAUAAUUAAUAUGAAUAUUAAAAUAAUCAUGACUGCAAGAUUUCAGAAAAAAAGAUGUAAUAAGUGUAAUAUCUAUCGUGACCAAAUGUUGGUCGACUUCAAAACUAGGUCGAGAAUGAUAAUCAAUUAGAACAGACAAAGAUUAACAUAAAAAAGAAUAAAAAGAACUCGUGAAUAAUUCUAAAUGAAAUGAAAUUCUAGAAAAGGAUUGUGGAAUGAUAAUUUGAUAAUUCAAGGUGAACGACACAUCUUCUCUUCCUGCUGUUAGAAACUAAAAACAUGAGGUAGCCAAACAAGAAGCACCUCAAUGCCGAGUUAACAGCUGACCCGAAAAAAGUAUGCUUUCAUGAAAAUUUUAUACGACGAUGACGAAAUAAUAACAGAACCCAAGGAAAGUACGACCGUUCCUCUCGUGUCGAGCAUCCGAGAUGGAAUAACGAGAUUCGACUCAUGAAUAGAGUUGAGGAAAGGAAAUUUCUUCAAAACACAGGGUAUGCAGUGACGCGCAAAGUCAAACGUAAUACAGUGUUAAUAUUUAAAAAAAAAACUUGAACAUCAAUUACAACUACACGAAUUGCCACUUUGUUUCAAUUCAUCCGUGCUGAAAAAAGUCGGAGGAUCUGCUUUUUUUCUCCAACUGUGAAAUUAGCUGGAGGAAAAAGCAACUUGUUAGUAGGUUAAUUUGUAAUUAAAUGAUACCUCGGGCAAAUAGUAGUCUCAGACUACAUGCGUUUAUAUGCGCUAAAAGUUUGCAAUUAACAUAAACUAUCAUAGUGAAGACGUCAAUGUGCACAGCAACUUGUUACAAUUAGCUGUAACUUUGACAAAUGACCAAAUUAUACCUAAUCGGAUAAGUGUCACGGAAAGAUCGAUUUCCAAUCCUGACGGAAAGUUGACGAGAAGCAAGCGAAUCGAAGAAAUCGACGGAAAAAUGUCGCGAUUUGUUUGGUCUACCAGUAUCUAUCGGAAUAUAAAGUAGGUUAACGAUUUUGUCGAUUUGACAAAAAUCCGUGAUAAGAGUCGUGAGUGUAUGCGUACGCGUGUCACUCGGGUUAACUCUAUCGACGCUCUUUCAUUUCUAAUUAUCGAAAGCUUUGCGAUUGAACAAACGAGACAUGGACAAACGAAGAUCGUCGACUGGAAAGUGAUAAGCGAUACGUUCGAUUGAAAACGAGAAGCUGACGGAUGAAAGAAAAGUUGGAGAAUUGACGAGGAUCGAUGAUUUCUGUUGCGCGAACAACUGACCCCGUUUGAAAGCUCGUCGAGAAUCGUUUGCAACCGACCGAUAAUAUAUAAGUGCAGAUAACGCACGAUUUAAGUGACGUUUCGUCAGCGAGAGAGCAAGUGAUCCGUCCGCGGCUAGUGAUCUUAGUCUUUACUGGGUCAGACAGUUCAUUCGGGUCGAGAUGUAUCAACGAGUGGUACUGUUGAGCCUGCCGAAGGCUCAGUCGAUCGACAUUGAAUUCUCUAACAUCACGUACGAGGCGCGACCCGGUUUCCGAGGACCUAUGAAAAAGAUCCUGAAAGGUGUCAGCGGUUCAUUCAAGUCCGGCGAACUGACAGCCAUCAUGGGACCUUCGGGAGCCGGUAAAUCCACUUUGCUGAACAUCCUGACAGGCUUCGAGAAAAGUAAAUGGAAAGGACAGAUCAAUUACAUCGGAACGGAAGGUCAACACACGUGGAACGAGUACAGGAAACAGUCUUGUUAUAUCCAACAAGACGACAAACUGCGUCCUUUGUUCACCGUCUACGAGACGAUGUGGACGGCGAUCGAGCUGAAGAUCGGACGAAGUCUCAGUCGAAAAGGCAAAGAGAUGGUGAUCGACGAGGUUCUGGAUAACUUAGAUUUAAGCAAAACGAAGGAGACCAGGUGCGGCCAGUUGAGCGGUGGACAGAAGAAGAGACUAAGCAUAGCAUUAGAACUGGUGGACAAUCCACCGGUGAUGUUCCUCGACGAACCAACGACAGGUCUCGAUGCUCUUUCCUCCCAUCAGUGCAUCAGAUUAUUGCAAAGUCUGGCGAAAGCUGGUAGAACGAUCGUUUGCACGAUCCAUCAACCUAGCGCCGUCGUCUACGAGCUCUUCGACAAUGUCUACCUCCUAGCUGAAGGUAAAUGCAUGUACGAAGGGGCGACCAAUAACACGAUAGCCUAUUUCGCCAGCAUCGGUCUCAACUGUCCCAAGUAUCACAAUCCUGCCGAUUACAUGAUAGAGGCAGUGAGCAAAGAGUACGGUGACUACAACGAUCAGUUAGCCAAACUAGCGAGUAGCAACGAUCGAUCCUGGCGAUCAGACGCGUCGCAGACAUUGAAGAAAGAAACGACGAUGCAGAUAAACGAAAACAAAGCGACGGUGUUGAUUCAACCACCAUCGGAAACGGAGAAAUUCUUCGUUCUGCUGCAUCGUUGCCUCGUUCAACAGUCGCGAGACUGGACCACCACUCACCUGAAGAUGGUUCUUCAUCUACUAGUGGGUAUUUUACUCGGUCUCUUGUACACCGAUUCUGGCGAUAACGGCAGUAAGACGAUCAUGAACGUCGGAUUCUUCCUAGUCUCAGCUGUUUAUCUAUGCUACACGAGUAUGAUGCCGGCUGUGCUGAAAUUCCCUUCGGAAUUUUCGACCUUGAAGAAGGAAAGGUUCAACAAUUGGUACCAGUUGAGGACCUACUAUGCCGCAUCGUUGAUAUGUAGCCUGCCUAUACAAGUGGCGUAUGCUUUUAUAUAUACGUCUCCGUCUUAUUUUCUCAGUAGACAACCUUUGGACGUGAACAGGUUCCUUAUGUUCCUUACAGUAUCGAUCCUGAUGACGAUGAUAUCCGACAGUUUCGGACUUUUGAUAGGAAGCCUAACGAAUCCUAUAAAUGGCACCUUUAUAGGAGCGAUUAUCAUUUGCACAAUGCUGACUUUGGCUGGAUUCUUGGCACUUUACAGCCACAUGCCUGUCGUACUUUAUUAUGUCAGUUACCUGAGUUACUUCAAAUACGCUAUGCACGCUUUCGUGCACUCUGUGUACGGUUUCGGUCGCGAGAAACUGCUCUGCCCGAAGAACUACUGCCACUAUCGAGUGCCCGAUUUGAUGAUGACAGACCUGACAUUGGCGGACGGCAAGUAUUGGAUCGACAUCGUCGUAUUGAUUUGCAAUUACGUCUUAUUCAGAUUCGCAGCGUACUGCACGUUAAAAAGAAAGCUUUCAUCGGCUUGAAAAGAGACACUGACUUAAAAUUAUGUAUGAAACAACGUGUGCGUUUGUGUGUGUGUGGAUUUGGACUCGUGACAAUUAUCACCUAAAGGUGACUGGAUAAAAUUGAUUGUGUGAAUAGAAAUGAACGCGAAUUUGAUUGGAAUAUCAAUUAAACGAACGUACUUAGAUCUGAAAUAUCUAAUCGAACUUCGCGAUCCAAGUGGUUUUUAUCGAUUAUUUUGUACCAGAGAAACAUUAAACGAAUUCUCAACAAA